Pyrgilauda ruficollis (rufous-necked snowfinch) is the source of this 3349-nucleotide messenger RNA. Its product is annotated as microtubule-associated protein 4-like. NCBI's taxonomy places the organism in Eukaryota, Metazoa, Chordata, Aves, Passeriformes, Passeridae. Gene Ontology annotation, cellular component: neuron projection. The coding region runs from base 191 to 505 and encodes 104 amino acids. Gene Ontology annotation, biological process: microtubule cytoskeleton organization; neuron projection development. The transcript is spliced from 5 exons. The record is from RefSeq and is a predicted model, not a curated record. Gene Ontology annotation, molecular function: microtubule binding.
GGGUAGUGCGCUCGGCGCGCGGCCAGCGCGGCUCCGCUCCCCGCUCCUCCUCCCGCCGGGCCCGCAGGGGACAGCGACACUCGCCAGGCGCCUCCGUCCCGGCGCUGCCCCGCGCCCCCGCCGCUCGAUAAGCAGCUCCUGAGGACUGAAGUACCUGCCCAGGGAACACCUGCUCCUGAGGUGCUCAGGCAUGGCUGACCUGGACCACACCCUGAGCCUGGCCGACGCUCUGACGGAGCCGCCGCCCGACGUGGAGCCGGAGGUGAAGAGGGACUUCAUCGCCUCGCUGGAGGCCGAGAAGUUCGACGACGUGGUGGGGGAGACCGUGGACAAGACAGACUACGUGCCCCUGCUGGAUGACGAGGACGAGGCCAGGCCUGGCGGCCAGGAGCCCAAAAGCAAAGGCCACGUGGACGGAAUUGCCGUGGAACAUUCCUCAGCCUCGGGGACGAUGGUGGUGGAGAACGGUGACCACGGGCUGCAGGACCACCACACAGAAGCCUAGACUGUCUCCUAACACUGGGGCUGCCACUGACACGAGACCAGUGUCCUUUUCUACCUGCCAUUACACUUCUAAAAUCUGCAGCAUUUUACAGAGCUCUUGCUUUACCUCCUGGGACUUGGCUGUAGAAGAACCAAAGGGUGGCUCCAUCCUGCUCCUCCUCCCUGUGCUCUGCAGUGCUUGUUGAAACCUUCCUCUCUCUGUGUAAGCACAAAAGUGCACCCUGGUUUGGAACUGCACUGUGCCUCUGCUUUGAAAUCACGACCACAGCUCCAUUUUUGCUUUGAUCACCUUUAAAUUUAAUUUCUCUCCGUUUUUCAUGGUGCUCGAUAAGAGAAGGUUUGAAAUUUCCACUUGUGCUUCCAUAGUGGAUGGGUCCACCAUGACUGCAGCUCCCUUCCCUUCUCCCCACACUCACCACAGCCUUUUAGAUACCUGCCUUGCUCCUUGCUGCUUCGAAACCCUCUCCCAUGGGGUUCUGGUCUGUAACAGUGUUGUUUUCUUGGGUGGUUCACAUCAUUUCAGCACUUGGUAGACUUGAGAAACAGAUCAGGAAAAACCAAUUGUCCUGAGGUACAGGUGGAUCAGCUCUGGUGUCUGAGGGGUGCAUUUUGGGGUCCAAGCCUUGCCAUAACUGGGGAGUAUGAAGGAAAGCAGCCAGCCCCAAAUUCCUGCCUUAGGGAGUGGCUUUGCUGUCACACUCCUUCCCAAAAACCCUGGAAGUAAGGAAGGAAAUUGCCUUUUUUAACUUCACACCUCUGGCUUCCUGUGGGGAAUGACAGCCUUGGAUGGAAUUUUACCUGCCAUGAGAAAUAAUCUGUCCCUGCUAACACUGGGGGAAACAGAAGCACUGAGAUGUGAUAUUGUGCUGAAAUAAUCCUGACAGAUUCCAGCAGCACCAGAAGGAGCAGGCCUGGUUUAACCUAAACCAGAGCUACAGGAGCCUGUCCAGUGGGAUUCCCACUGCCCCACAGAGGUGCAAAGCUUUCCAAAGACAAAAGUGCUCAUUUUUUCCAUUAAUAGAUGAAACAAAUCAUGAAAGGAGGAGAUAAUUAGAGAGAGAAAGCAGGGUUUAACCUGGGGCAGGCUCAGCCUGGCUUGGGAGGCGAGGGAUGUGUUGGGUGAGGAGAAUCCUCUGCUGCAGCUCAGGGUACUUGGCCUGCAGCACCUGAUGGAAGGGAUUUAACUGAACCCAAAUGCAGGUUGAGGCUGAGCUGCCCAAAACAAGAGCUAAGAGCUUCACCUGCCCAAAAAUGGCAUUUCCUUGUGGCGAGGGCAGCUGCCCCGUGGCACCCACCUGCUGCAGGCAGGACUGAGGGCUCUCCCAGCUGGAAUGGGCAGUGCCAGGGCUGUGCCAGAGCCAGCAGAGCAGCUUUGGGCAUCUCCCCCAGCCUUGCUCUGCUGUUUGUCCCCAGUGAGACCUCGCGUGCUCCCGGCGGGGUGGCAGUGCCAGCGCUGAGUCACGGCCUGGCCGCUGCUCUGGGGCAGGACCUGGCACUUCUCUCCCCAUUUUGGUGCCAGUUUACCCCUCUGUGCCCCCUCCCUUAGGGGUUUCUCCUCCCUGGUGCACAGUUGUUGUUUCUGGGCAAACCCCAGGUCCUGGAGGCUCCCAGUGCCCCAAACUGGGCUCUUCUUCCCACCCCAUGAAUUUCACAGCAUCAUUCAAGUUGGGAAAGACCUGAGAUCAGUUCCAACCUGUGAGUCCUUCAUCUGCUUUCUUUGGCUUUUUGGUGUCUGUGGCCAUAAAAGGAGAUUCUUGCCUUCUUGGCUUUCUUUUCAAAGACCUUUUCAUAGCUUUUUUUUUUUUUUUUUUUUUUAAUGUGAUUUUGAAGCAAGGCAGCAUCAGUUUAACUUGGCUCCUCAAUUGUUCUUUUUCACCUUUUGCCUUAAGUGGGCUUAACUCUUGUGCCCUAGAAGUAGAGAAUAAAUAAGACUGGUGUCUGAGGGGUGCAUUUUGGGGUCCCAGCCCUUGUCAUAACUGGGAUUAUGAAGGAAAGCAGCCAGCCCCAAAUUCCUGCCUUAGGGAGUGGCCUUGGUGUCAUACUCCUUCCCAAAAACCGUAGAAGUAAGGAAGGAAAUUUCAGGUUGAAAUAUGGAAAUAUGGAAUAUUUUCAGAUUGAAUUAUGGAAGGUUUCAGGUACCUGAAUAUGAGACUUUGCCCACUCCCACAGAUAUUUUACUUUAAUGAAAGGCAGCAAUGCUUUAAGGUCUUGGCUAGUGGGACUUGUAGGCAGAGUGAGGUGGGCAGAGGAGUUUGGGAGCAGCUGCCCAUCCUGGGACCCCCGUGGGUGGGAUGGGGCUGGGGGGGCCCAGCAGGGCAGGGGCAGCUCCUCCAGCCCAGGGUUUGGCUGUCCCUGCUGCAAACAUGGAUCACCCAUCCCCUGCCACCCCAUGCUCCCUCCCACUCGUUUGUAGUGCCGUGGGGUCACUGAUGUGCAGGGGGCUCUGGGCACGGGGGGCUCUGGGCACGGGGGGCUGGGUGAUGCUCCUGCAGCACUGACCCCGAGCUCUGGGUGUGCUGGGGUGGGAUCCCAGGGGAUGUAGGGAAUGGGGGGUCUGUGCAGAGUGCUGGAGCUUCUGUCCCUCCUGGAAACAUCCCUGUGGGAGCUGGGUGAGGGUGUCCUGUGCAGCCCCAGGAGCAGGGGGGCACAGGAGUGGUCUGUGCUCAGAUCUCCUGCUCUCCUGCAGCCCUGGAGCUGCUGCUGUACCUGUGCUGUGCUCUAACACCCUGUGCUUGCACACCUUGUGUUGUCUCUGCUGCUGCUGAGUUGUGAACUCCGAUGCUCUGUACGAUGUGAAGCUGUAACUGCUGUGCAAUAAAUGUCCCUAAUAAACAUCUCAAACUAA